Messenger RNA from Ilex paraguariensis (yerba mate), 174 nucleotides. The record is from the annotation of a GenBank genome assembly. Lineage: Eukaryota; Viridiplantae; Streptophyta; Magnoliopsida; Aquifoliales; Aquifoliaceae.
AUGAUGGCUGUAGAGAAACUUAUCAAAGGUAAGGAGAUCGAUUUAGAUGAAUUGGAAGAGCGGGCAAAUCAAACCCAGAUACAAAAGCACUACAAAAUAUCUAACGUGGAACUAGGGAUAUCAUCAAUUGCUGAUGCUAUAGUUUGCCGGAUUGCUGCCCGUGAUGCUCUGUAA